Urocitellus parryii (Arctic ground squirrel) is the source of this 4770-nucleotide messenger RNA. RefSeq names its product maestro heat-like repeat-containing protein family member 1. Gene Ontology annotation, cellular component: cytoplasm. NCBI's taxonomy places the organism in Eukaryota, Metazoa, Chordata, Mammalia, Rodentia, Sciuridae. The record is from RefSeq and is a predicted model, not a curated record.
AUGUUAGCGACUUCUGAAAGGGACUUGAUGUGGGAUAUCACAGGAAGGAACAUCAAGAAAUUUAUGGAUGCCCUCCAAGUAGCUGGUGAGGUAUCAGCUGAUAAUGUCUUAGAAACUCUCAAGCUAUUAGAAGUCAAAAUCUUAAAUAAUAAAAUGUCAACUGCACUGUGCCAGAAGGUGACAGAUACCAUCAUCACCUACCUGAAGAUGUUGAAGCCACAUGGAGAACUGGAGGAGAUGUGUACAGCAGUCUUAAUGGCUGUGGGGUCCCACUUCCCAGGAAUGGUCAUUGUCAAGCUGUGGGACAGACCUGAUCUGCAGAGCCUGCCCCCAAGGAGCCUCUUGGUGUCAGUGGGGAAACUUAACCUCUACCAGGGUACGAUCACCUACAUUGGUGCUACAUGGAAUUAUAUCCUGCGCUUGCUGAGGAUGGCUGAGGAGGAGGAGGAUAUGUUGGCGAUGUGUCAUGUGCUCAGCAGAUUGGUUGUCAGUGCCCGGAAGCAUCUGGAUAUGGGCUCUAAGGAUGGUGAAGAAAGGGACAUAACACCUGAGACAGCGUCUAUCAAGGCCUACCACACCCUUCGGGUUCUGUUCAACCGUUGGCCCCUGAAGGACAUGAAGAAGGUGAGUGAAAAAAUCAUCAACACAGAUCCUCAUUCUGUGCAGAACCACAACGUUUCCCUGAGGGCUUUCUCCCUGUUGACCAAGUUGUACAAUAAUCAGAUGGUAUCUUUAAUACGAAAGACCAUGGAAUCCAAGGAUCCAGCCAGGGUUAUGUCAGCCCUUCAGGUCUUCCGGGAUGUAUUCCAUGUUGUGUCCCAGACAGAGAAACUGCGGAGUGAGGUGAUAAAUUCUGUCAUCAUCGUGAUACAGGAGGAUUUCAAGCCAGUGCGUGGAGCCCUCCUGAACUUCAUUGAGACCCUGAGCCAGUAUGACUACUUAACCCUGUCCCAGGGGAACGUGGUCAUUGACUACCUCAUCAAGCUCAGCCAGUCCAACUCCUCAAAUGAAGAGGAUAUUCGAAUAAUGUGCUUCAAAAUCCUACAGAUGGUGCUGGGGCCCCCUUUGAGAAGCAGCUUGGCAGAGUACAAGGAGGACAUUGGGCAGCAAGACUGGAGGCCUGACAACAUCUUGGCCUUUGUGACUCUGAGUAAGGCAGCCACAGAGAUAGCUCUAAAGGCACGGACCCUGGGCCAGGUCCCCUACCUCAGCAACUUCCACCUCAUGCGUGAGUACAGGGGAGGGGCAGCCUCUGGACAGGUGGCAUCUGUGAGCAUCCAGGCUGCGACAGGCCUGGUGGGGUGGGAGGCAGCUGAGACCCUGUGGGGGUGGCAGGUGGAGGAGGGAGGGGUGCAGAACUAUGAUGUGGCUAACCAGGUCGUCUCCCCUCAGAAACUACUGACCUAUCUUCUGUUGCUUUCCCUGAAGCCUUACAGAGAAAAGGAGUUUGGUGUGAGCUCCUUAAGGCUCUUAUAUGCCUUGCAUCCUAUCACUUCCCUGCAUCCUGUUAUCAACUCAGAUGUGGGCCAGGUUUGGAAGAAGGAGAUACCCCAGAUGUUGCAGAUCCUAGAUGGUCAGUCAUUAGUGGCCAUCAAUGAUGAUGACUGGCUGGAAAAACUCGCCAAAACCAUCUUGGAGAAGAUAAAUUACUUUAAUGAUGAUGAGGAGAAGGCUUUCCUAUAUAAAUUCUUUGGCUUUACCCUGCGGACCUCAAGGAAUCUUCAGCUGGUGAAGACCAUGCUCUCAUCCAUCCUGAACAGUGCCCAUGAGGAACUGCAGGAGAGAGAGGGCAUUGCUGUGGCGCUUGGCAUCGUGUCCUUGGGACAUCUGAAGAUAACUCUGGAUGAGCUGAAGGAAUAUAGUACUAUACUCAUGGACCAAGACACAUCAUCCAUCCUCAAAUUGAUGAAGGAAUAUCAGCAAAGGGAGUGGGGGCUGGUCUGCAGCACCAUCUACUUAAGCUACGGCAAGAUUAUCUUAGAGAGCAAGGGAGCCAUCUUCCAUCAUUUGGAUACUAUCCUGGCCUCGGUCCUACAGCACUACCACAACUGCAUUGUGGAAAAGGAUAACAAUGUGAAGGUGGAUUUCUUGAAUGCUCUAUCCCGUGUGACAGUCAUCCUGAGCAACCUGUCCAUCACCUUGCAACAUGACAUUCCCCAAAAAAUAGAAAUUAUAUCCUUCAUGGUGGAGCUAAUCAGGGAGGAGCCAGUGAACUGUGUCUCCAGCUCCAUUAGGAGGACGGCCAUGAACAUCAUCACUGACUUCAGGAAUUUCAAGCCUCUCUUAGAACCAGAAAACACAGUAGAGGUGCUUCAAACAUGCUUCAAGAGUGUGCUGUCCCUGCCAUCCUCCAACGUCAUACGGAAAGAAGCAUCUAGUCCCAAGGAGGGCCAGGCCAAUGUGGAACUAUUCAGGGAGACCUUGCAAUCUCUUCGAAGAGUAAUGGAAGCACUGGUCACUGAGAAGGCCACUCAGAUCCAUGUCUGCUUGCAGGUACUGAACACGUGGCUUAACUCCCUGAAGGACAGUGAGCGGGAACGGGCCAUGUGGUGUGCUGCCCGUAUUCUUGGCUUCACUGCGAAAAUGAAUAACUUUGAAGUAGAAAUUCAGUUUACCUGGCUGGGGUGCCUGGUAAGGCUGCUGGCCAUACGUUGUCAGGACCCAGUGGACAACAUCUGCUUCUUGUCUGCCCAGGCUGUCUACAACCUCUACUGUAUCCUCCAGCAGCAAAAGCAGGUGACAAGGAAAAAACAAGGCUUAUGGGAAGAAGAGCACAAAAAUGAGGUCUAUAGUGCCAAUGUAUUCUAUAACAACACCUAUAGAAUUGCCAAGGCAUUUGCAGAGUACUUCACCCAGAUCCAGCUCACCAACCUUGUGCUGACAGCCGUGAAUGACCUAACUGACAGUGAGUCCAAGGUGUCUCUGGCUGCAGCCCAGCUAAUGAGUGCAGUUAUGAAAGAACGGGGAAGAGACAUGCUAAAGAUCGAGGAGAUUGUGGAGUGCAUUCUUGAACGGCUCAACUCUCAGCUGGAGCCCAGCACAAAGGAGGAAACCCUACAGGCCAUGAGCUCACUAGCAGGCAGCAACACCCACACCGUGGUGCCCAUGCUGCUCAACAAACCCCUGCCUUGGGAUAGAACCCAACUGGCCCUGUGGAAGGCAUUUGGCACCCAGCGAGAAACGACAAUAAAUGUUCUGCAGCUGCUUAUGGGCAUCUUGGAGAAGACCUACACCAGAGAAGAACGGAAGGAGAUGUCCUUCCAGCCUGUGGCGGUAGCAUGUGCCUUGUGUGAGAUGCUCUCAGAGACCAUAUGCCAGGAGGCGGUUCAGGAGCUAUACCCACGACUCUUGCUGUCUGUGCUGUUCCACCUCUACUGGGUGAUUGAGCAACGUUCCCCACAGAAGAUGGUGGUUUACACCAAGGAGGGGUCCCCAGGUGGCAAGAGCAAGCCUUUUGACCCCACUGGUUGUGCCUUGGAGGUAGUCAAAUUGGUGUUCAAGGCGGCUGCGUAUGAUGAAGUGGUAGUCUAUGCCAGUGAACAUCAAUGCUGGGAACUCCUGUCCAGCCCCAAAUCUUACUACAUAGGUAUCAUGGACUUGACAAGCAACUUCUGGUUUCAUAUGUCCCUUCCCAGUGGCAUUGUGAAGAAUUGUGAACCCUUUAUCCUGCACCGAAUUGUGAGCCAUGUCAGGAACCUACUCUAUAGCUUGGAUGAUCAUCAGAAGGUCAUGGCCAGGACCUUCUAUGUGCAGCUCCUCUGGCACUCAUCAGUAGCAAAGAUAAUAGGGCAAGACUUUGUGGGUGAUCUAAUCAGAUGGAUCAAGGAGCCCAACCUCAUCAUGAAGGAAAUCGGUCUUCGAGGAAUCAGUAACCUGGCACUACACCCAGGAAAUUCAGAGAUACUUCAGAGCCUGGUUCCACUUUUGCGAGACUUACUGAAUAACGAGGUGCGAGUAGCAGUGCAAGCAGUGAAGACCCUGCGGAAUAUCAUCUACCACGGGCAAGGGGAGGACACCAAGGUGGUCUUUUGUAACAUCUCCAGGCAACUGCGUCCACUCAUCAAUGAUGAGAGGGACCAAGUGAGGAUCUCAGCCAUCUCUGCCCUAAGCUACAUGUUACGCCGAAUUUUCAAAUUGAAGCCUGGGUCCUUCGUUCGCAAAGAGGUCUUCACUUUUCUAGUCCCAUUGCUGCUCAGCAUUCAGGACAACAAUAUUGAGGUGGUUAAGGCCUGUGGCGGGACCCUGACUGAGUGGACUCACGUGCUUGGCUGGUCAUCACUCACAGAGACGUUCCGGCAUACCACACUCAGUGAUCACAUCCAGGUAGUAGGAGAAACUUGCAAAUUCCUGUACCACCCAUCUGUGGCUCCACAGGUGGGCCAGCGCAAAUAUCAUCAACUUGGGGACUUACUAUUCCAGAGCUUUGGCUUCCUGAAGCGACCACAGCCCUUCCUAAGGGCAGCUGCAGUCAAUUUCAUAGGAUUAACAACUAAGAGCAUAAACAUGAAUUGCAUACAUGAUGAUGAUGUACAGCUGAUACGGCAUGCUCUUGAAUGUGUGAAGAAUGAUCCCAGAGAUGCUAUCAAGGUGAUAGCCAAUGCUAUCCUGAAAAAAAUAGAUGAAGAUGUGAAGAUCCAGGGUUCCUAUGCUUCCAGGCUGAGCCAAAUCAGCAAUAACUUCCUCAGAGGUUUUGGCAUCAAAACCAGAAAGAGAAAGAAGCACCUGUUUAGGACUGUCAAACGGGAAAUGGAUAUUGAUGAGAAUCAUUAA